AUGUUAUCCAUCAAGCAAACCAAACUUAUUCGACCACCGGCCGGGAUUGAUCCUCUUCAACGUCAGGAGGGAAACCCGAAUUAUCUAUACGCCGUCACAGCCUUUGUUUCGUUGGGCGCGUUCCUAUUCGGGUAUGAUCAAGGGGUGAUGGGAGUGAUCGUAGCUGAUCAACGAUGGAUUGAUCUGAUACAUCCUCAGAAUUCUUGGGUAACAGGGAUGGUUGUAUCUCUAUAUGAUGUGGGAUGCUUCAUCGGAGCCAUGUCCCUUGGAUGGCUCGCAGAUCCAAUCGGUCGUGAACGAACUCUGGCGAUUGCUUGUCUCGUUUUCAUUGUCGGGGCUAUACUCCAGGCGGCAUCUUACUCGAUUACUCAAAUCACCAUUGGACGAGUUAUCCUAGGAUACGGUGUCGGGGCCUGUGCUGGAGGAGUUCCUCUCUAUGUAGCAGAGCUUUCUCCGCCAGCAAUUCGUGGCCGCAUUGUGGCAAUCGAACAGAUGAUCUUAUGCUUGGGAGAACUAGUUGCAUUCUGGCUUAACUAUGGGUUUAACUUGCUUGAAACCAAAGACUGGUGGCGCAUCCCUUUAGCCAUCCAGAUCGUGCCGGCAAUAAUUCUUGCUGUCGGGUGCUGGUUCUGGGUUCCUCCUAGUCCUCGAUGGCUCGCCAGUCAAGAUCGACAUGAAUGUGCCCGCGAAGUCUUAACCAGACUCCAUGGAUCUGAGGCUGCCGAUCUGGAAAUGCUAGAGAUUCAAGGAUCGAUUGAAAUCGAACAUACUGUUAGUCAAGCAACGUGGAAGGAUAUGUUCACCAAGCCCGUUUUACGGGUCACUUUGUUGGCAAUGGGCGUUCAGUUCUUGCAGCAAAUCACAGGAACAAACUCGAUUUUGUAUUACACUCCAUCCCUUUUCGAACGAGGAGGGAUUACGAAUCCACGCACAGCGAAUCUAGCGACCGGUGGUGUUGGCGUUGUUUUAUUUGUGACUUCGUGGAUCCCAAUUUUCUUCUUCGAUCGAUUGGGACGUAAAACAUGGCUGCAGAUUGGAACCGUCGGAAUGAUGGGUGCAAUGAUUGGUAUAGCCGUGUUGCAGUGGCACGCCGAGCAUCACCCAGGCGACCCAGCCAACUACACGAUCAUCAUGUUUCCAUACUUGUUUUAUGUGUUUUUCAAUAUCAGCUGGGGUGUCGGAUCAUGGACCUACGCCGCCGAGAUAUUCCCCGUCUCUAUGCGGGCCAAGGGCAAUGCCCUCAGUACGGCGUCGCUGUGGGCCGCGUGUUACAUUGUCGCGCAAGCCAGUCCACCUAUUGGAGAUGCGAUUGGUUGGGGUCUAUACAUUAUCUACUCCGGGAUCUGUGUAGUAGCAUUUUUCUUUGUUCGGUACUGCCUAGUGGAGACUCGAGGGCGCACCUUGGAGGAAAUGUCUCGACUGUUCGGUAUUGAAAGUCGCUUAGCGGAGCGCAGUGGCGUGAAACCAAUGGCCCCCGACGCUACGGUUGAUGAUUACUUGGAGGAUCAUGACCACGAAGUUGGCUCGUCAUCCCGUGAAUAG
Molecule: messenger RNA, 1542 nt
Organism: Penicillium malachiteum
Lineage: Eukaryota; Fungi; Ascomycota; Eurotiomycetes; Eurotiales; Aspergillaceae
Product: sugar porter family MFS transporter
Exons: 5
Coding region: 1-1542 (513 amino acids)
Biological process (GO): carbohydrate transport; transmembrane transport
Cellular component (GO): membrane
Molecular function (GO): carbohydrate:proton symporter activity
Source: RefSeq, a predicted model, not a curated record